UCACCACCACAUUAAAGAAUUUUUCAUUUUUCGCUAACCACUAUGCAAGGCCACAUGUAAAGGUCAUAGGUCUGCCCACCCUUGGUAUCCUCCUCCAAAAGGCGUAAAGCGUAUGUGUAGAAGAAGAAAAAGAAAAAACCAAGGAGGGGAAAAUAAAAACAAACGUCCGAGGUUAGAAAUAAACAUCAAUCAAGAUCGAUUCAUCGACAACAACCAAAUCAGAAGAGACAACCGAGCGAGGGGGAACUACGAGUAUUGUAGAGUUAAGAAUGUUAAAAGCGUUUGGUCGAGACAAAAAGAGAAAAGAGAAAAAAGGCAUAGGCAACAUCAAUGCCCAAAAACACCAAAAAGAAAAAAAAAAUCAUACUCGGCGAAACCAAGAUAACAAACGGACAUGUGAGAGAACUGAGAUGGGUGACGAAGGAGAAUUGAAUGAACAAUUUAUACGAUGUAGAUGUGAUGAAUAAACGUGAAGGGGUGAUCGUGUGGAUCUCCUGGAAUUAGACGCCGAGAUGAAAGGAUGAUGAAAGGAUGGAAAAAACAAGAGUUUAAAAAAAAGAUUCCCCAACUCGCAGCUCGCGACUCAUAAUAAACUCUACUAUCUCUUCCUUGGAAUUAAGUGUUCGAUAAAAUCCAAUCAAAAAAAAAAGGGGGGGGGGGGGG
Molecule: messenger RNA, 663 nt
Organism: Cantharellus anzutake
Lineage: Eukaryota; Fungi; Basidiomycota; Agaricomycetes; Cantharellales; Hydnaceae
Exons: 1
Source: RefSeq, a predicted model, not a curated record